GGCCAAGUGAGAAGGGAGGGGAGCAGGAGCUGUCGCGAUAGUAGGCCUCCGCCUCGUAGGCGGUGUAACUAUGGCGAGUCCGGGCAUCGACACGGAGCAGGAGCCGCUCUUAGGCGACCGCACACCCGGAAGCAGAGAAUGGGAUAUUAUAGAAACUGAAGAGCAUUAUAAGAGCCGAUGGAUAUCUAUUAGGAUUCUGUAUCUUACUAUGUUUUUCAGCAGUGUAGGAUUUUCUAUUGUGAUAAUGUCAAUAUGGCCAUAUCUCCAAAAGAUUGAUCAGACAGCUGAUGCAAGUUUUUUGGGCUGGGUUAUUGCUUCAUUUAGUCUUGGCCAAAUGGUAGCUUCACCUGUAUUUGGUUUGUGGUCUAAUUAUAGACCAAGAAAAGAACCUCUUAUUGUCUCCAUCUUCAUUUCGGUCGUGGCUAACUGCCUCUAUGCAUAUGUCCACGUUCCAGCUUCUCAUAAUAAAUACUACAUGUUGGUUGCUCGUGGAUUGGUGGGAUUUGGAGCAGGAAAUGUAGCAGUUGUUAGAUCAUACAUUGCUGGUGCUACUUCCCUUCAGGAAAGAAUAAGUUCCAUGGCAAACACAAGUGCAUGUCAAGCAUUAGGCUUUAUUCUAGGUCCAGUUUUUCAGACUUGUUUUGCACUCAUUGGAGAAAAGGGCGUGACAUGGGAUGCCAUUAAGCUGCAGAUAAAUAUGUACACAGCACCAGUUUUACUUGGCGCAUUCCUGGGAGUUUUAAAUAUUAUUCUGAUCCUUUCUCUAUUAAGAGAACAUCGUGUGGAUGACUCAGGACGACAGUGUAAAAAUGUUAAUUUUGAAGAAGCAAGUACAGAUGAAGUUCAGUUUCCCCAAGGAAAUAUUGAUCAAGUUGCUGUUUUGGCCACCAAUGUUCUGUUUUUUGUGGUUCUAUUUAUCUUUGCCCUUUUUGAAACCAUCGUUACUCCAUUAACAAUGGAUAUGUAUGCCUGGACUCGAGAACAAGCUGUAUUAUAUGAUGGAAUAAUACUUGCUGCUCUUGGAGUUGAGGCAAUUCUUAUUUUCAUGGGGGUUAAAUUACUUUCCAAGAAGAUUGGUGAGCGUGCUAUUCUUCUGGGAGGACUCAUCGUUGUAUGGGUUGGCUUCUUUAUCUUGUUACCUUGGGGAAAUCAGUUUCCCAAAAUACAGUGGGAAGAGUUACAUAAUAAUUCAAUCCCUAAUACCACAUUUGGGGAAAUUAUUAUUACUCUUUGGAAGUCUCCAAGAGAAGAUCGCAAUGAAGGACCCACUGGUUGCCCAAUUGAACAAGCCUGGUGCUUCUACACUCCCAUGAUCCAUCUGGCUCAGUUCCUCACAGCAGCUACGCUAAUUGGAGUAGGCUAUCCAACCUGCAAUGUUACGUCCUAUACGUUGUAUUCAAAAGUUCUGGGACCAAAACCUCAGGGUGUGUACAUGGGCUGGUUAACAGCUUCUGGAAGUGCAGCACGGAUUCUUGGACCCGUGUUCAUCAGCCAAGUGUACACUUCCUGGGGUCCACGAUGGGCAUUCAGCCUUGUGUGUGGAAUAGUGGUGCUUACCAUCAUGCUCCUGGGUGUGGUUUACAGAAGACUUGUUCCUUUUUCUGUGAGGCAUGGAAGGAUUCAAGAGUAACCUAACUAACUCUAUGAUGGAAAGUACUUAUAUGGGGUUUCUUCUUCCAGGGCUCUGUAAGACAGUUGCUAUGAGUCAAUUUCCAAAAGUCAGGCUGCAAAUAUUAUGUAUUUUGAAUAACAAGAACAUAUAUUGAUUAAUAUAGGGAAUUCUACAUGUAAAUACGAAUAGUAAUAUAAUAUAAAAACACUCUGGUUCAUAAUUUCUGUAUUUCAAAAAGUAUUCUUCAUAUAACACCUCUUUAGCGGUUACAUGAACUCCUGAGUGCACAGUGGUUUAUAAAUAUGAAGUUGUGCUCUUAAUUCAAACUGCAGAGGUGUCAUUAAAAUAAUGAGAAAGAUUUAUGCAGGGAAGCCAUAAGGAGAGUUCUUUAUGAAUUACCAAUAACAAAAAAAAUGAAAUUAUAGAAAUUAUCUACCUAAAUAGAGGUACCUAUGUUUGAAGAUACCUACUUUUUAUUUAUUUAAAAAAUGCAGCUUCUAUUAUCGAAUUUCCUUAUGAAAUGAAAAUCAUGACUCUUAACUUUUCCAUUUACCAUGCCUACCAUCCUACCUUACCUUCUAUAAAGCAUUAUUUUUAAUUCUAUACCUUCUGUCCUAUUUUAGUUCCCUAAUAGGAGAAAGUACAAAUAAUUCUAAUAUUUGAGCAGUAAAGAAGAUUAAGAGAUCAAGAUGGAUUUCACUACCUUUGGUAGGACUAAUUAUUUUUUUCUUUCAAGUACUAAUAAAUAAUUCACUUUAGAAACAUAAGCCAGGUAUGUUACUGUAUACAUAUACUGAAUAGCAAACUGUUUAUUAAAAUUACUGACAUUUUUCAACUCCCUUAAAUUCUGGAGAAAAACUAUUACUUUAAUUAUUUAAUUAAAUUAUUUAAUUUAUUUACUUUUCCCAUUUCUCAGUAGUGACAGGGAAGACACAGCAGUUCCCAAACAAUGUCUAAGUAGCUAUUCAGAACUGCAGAAUUUUAAAUUUGGAUAGGCCAUGACAGCCCCAAUCUAAUUAGGCUAAUAAAUAUUUUAGGUAAAAUUGCUUUAAUCUAACAGUUUACUGAGUUUACUUGAAGUUGGCUAAAUCAUACUCUCUAUGUGUACAUUUCUACCUCUACAUAAAUUGAAUGCUGAUAAAAGGAACUAGUAUAGAAUUAUGUAUGUGGAUAAUCAAUAUUACCAAAAAAUGCAAAAAUAUUUCUAAAUAUUUUUCCAAAUGUUUCCUACUGUAAAUUCUAUUUUCAAAUCUGAAAGCAAACAAGUAAACACUAUAAUCUGCACUUUACACUAUGUUUCUUGUAUUCUUGUGGGGUUUUUUUUCCCUUUUACUUUCUUUCUUUUCUUUUUUUUUUUUUUUUUUUUUUUGGCUUGAAAAACAGAAAUUUAUUUCUCACAGUUCUGGAGGCUAGAAGUCUAAGACCAAGAUUGUCAGCAGGGUUAGUUAGUUUGUUCUGAAGUCACUCCUUGACUUGUAAAUGGAUAUCUUCUCUCUGGAUCUUUUGUUUGUUUGUUUUUACAGCUUUAUUGUGUAAGUUUAAAGUGUACAAUGUGAUGAUUUGAUAAACUUAUAUAUAGCAAAAUGAUUACCACCAUAGCACUAGCCAACACCUCCAUCCUAUCACAUAAUUAUCAUUUCUUUUUUUUUGUGGUGAGAACAUUUAAGAUCUACUCUCUUUGUGACUUUUAAGUAUAUAAUACAGUAUUAUUAAUUGUGAUCACCAUGCUGUACAACAGAUCCCCAGAAUUUAGUCAUCUUAUCACAGGAAGUUUGUUCUCUGACCAACAUCCCAUUUCCUCCACCCCUUAACCCCUGUCAACCACCAUCCCACUCUCUGCUUCUAACAGUUAAGUUCUUUUAGAUUUCACAUACAAGUAAUAUCAGAUAGUAUUGUCCCUCUCUGUCUGACUUCUUUCACUUAGCAUAAUGCCCUCAAGGUCCACCCACGUUUUCACAAAUGGCAGGAUCUCCUUAUUUCUCAUGGCUGAAUAAUAUUCCAACACAUACACACAUCUUUAUUCAUCCACUGAUAGACAUCUGUGUUGUUUCCAUAUCAUGGCAUUUGUGAAUAAUGCUGCAAUGAACAUGGGAGUGCACAUAUCUCUUUAAAAUUCUGCCUUCAUCUCCUUUGGAUAUAUACCCAUAAGAGGGAUGGCCACAUCUUUUGGUAGUUCUUAUUUUUUGAGGAACCUCCAUUCUGUUUUCCACAGUGGCUGCACCAGUUUACAUUCCCACAAACAGGACACAAGGGUUCCCUUUUCUCCACAUUCUCACUUGUUAUUUCUUGUCUUCUUUGAUAAUAGCCAUUUUAACUAGUGUGAGGUGAUGACAUCUUAUUGUUGUUUUCAUUUGCAUUUCCCUGUGGAUUAGUGAUGUGGAGCAUCCUUUUAUGAACCUGCUUUCUUAUACCAUAUGUAUGCCCUUUGGAAAAAUAUCCAUUCAGACCUUAAAAAAAUUUUUUUUUUUUUUAAGUAAGCUCUACCCCCAAUGUAGGGCUUGAACUGAGAUCAAGAAUUACAUGCUCUACUGACUGAGCCAGCCAGGUGCCCCUCCUCUGCACAUUUUUAAAUCAGACUGGCUUUUUUUGCUAUUGAAGUUAGCUGUACUCUUUUUUUUUUUAAUAACCCUAUUUUUAUUUAGGAAUUCAUGUUAAUUUUUUUAUUAAAUGUUUAUUUUUGAGAGAUAGAGACAGAGCACAAGCAAGGGAGGGGCAGAGAGAGAGGGAUACACAGAAUUGGAAGCAGGUUCCAAGCUGUCAGCACAGAGCCCAAUGCAGGGCUUGAACCCACAAACCAUGAGAUCAUGACCUGAGCUGAAGUCAGACACUUAACCGACUGAGCCACCCAGGUGCCCUGAAAUUUGCUGUACUCUUAAAUCCAACUUCUUCAGCCCUAAUAGAAAGCUUAAUCUGACAGAAAUCAUCCCAUGGUUAAAUUUUAGAGAUUGUUUUUACUCUUUUCCACCCCCCAUAGUGAGACUCUGCUUCAGUUAGACUUAUCAGAGCCAUAGCCAGGUUUCUGGCUAUUUGGUCAAGUUCUGGGAUCUCUUUUCCCUGAUGUUCUGCAGCUCCUUCCUCAGUCUUACAUUUUUGGGGCUCUAAUCUUAAAAGAGUAAACUCCACCCUUGGUUUAGAUAGUAAUAGCAACAAUGGUAAUGAUGAAAAUAAUAGCAAACAUUUAUAGAGUUCUUUUCAUAUUGCACGUAAUGUAUAAUGUACAUUUUCAUAGCAGUCUUAUAAAGCAAAGGUGCUGUUAUGACACCAUUUUACAGAUAAAGGAACAGAGGCACAGAGAAAAGAUUUGUCUCAGUAACAGUCUGUCUUUAGAGUCCACACACUGAACCACUAAAUUUUUUAUUGUAUAGGAAAUAACCCAGAAAAUUUUAAGAGCAGUUAAUUGCUUAUUUUAGAGUAAAUCAAGUUAUGCAUACCAAUGACUCCUAUUAGCAGAAAUAUUUGAGAAACAUAAUUGAAGCCCAAUGACUGGGGCUGUUAUCCUACAAUAAUGGACUGUUUCUAUGCAAGAAAGUAUGACAGAGAAGUUUCCCAAUUUCCAAAGACUUAUAAUAUUGAAUAAGAUUCAUAUAAACUAUAACCUUGCAACAACAACUAACACCUUUCCUUUAUUAAGAAUGCUUUCUUUUCUGGGGGAUUAUACCAGCACACAUCUUGGCACAAAAGAAGAUAAGGAAGUGACAUGGGGUGGAGGAGAGAGCAGGGAGGUAAAGUUUGAGGAAAAAAUCACUAACUGAGUUCUUGAGUGGGACGAGUGGAGUAUAAACUGCAAAGGAUGAUAGGAGACCUUAAGGUAUGAAAAACUGAAAAAUAGUAUGCAUUUCAGAAAAGAUACGUUUUUGAAAACCUAAACUUAAUAAGAAAAUGAUUUGUAUAUUUGAAGGGAUUUAUAGCUUCACAAAGCAUCUCCAUGUUACCUUGCUAAACUUGCCUACACUUAAACUCCUCCAGUUAUCUUGCAUAAAGUGAAAUAAAUCCGUAUGUGAUUUUUGUUUUGGGGAGGAUAAACUACUUAUCUGCAUCUGCUCAAGAGUAAUUUAUUGUGAGAGGAUAUUUUAGGUGCCAUUUUUGACUACUGCAGACUUUUUUGUAAUUUAAUGUAUUUUAACAUUGUGAAUGUACAUUUUUAAUAAACAAUUAUUAUGUAUAUGUA
Molecule: messenger RNA, 5780 nt
Organism: Neofelis nebulosa (Clouded leopard)
Lineage: Eukaryota; Metazoa; Chordata; Mammalia; Carnivora; Felidae
Gene: MFSD8
Product: major facilitator superfamily domain containing 8
Exons: 12
Coding region: 71-1630 (519 amino acids)
Biological process (GO): transmembrane transport
Cellular component (GO): lysosomal membrane
Molecular function (GO): transmembrane transporter activity
Source: RefSeq, a predicted model, not a curated record